AUGUCUGUCCUCCAUGACCCACGCAACCCACAUGAUGAGGGCAGGAAGCCUUUCACAGUGGCGCCGGACGUGAGUGGAUCAUUGGAGGCGAGGGAGGACGAUUUCCUCCAUGCGUUGGUCGGCGAGUGCAGAGAAUGGGUGGCAAUCAGCAAAGAAAAUUGUCAGCUCAUGAAGGCGCUGGUGGACAAGAUGAAGGGAGGCGGCGAGGCGUCUGCGGACCAGCAGGGCGGGCUGACAGCCGGAGAGUGGGAGGCAACACCGAUGACGGCUGCGGGACCCACCUCUGCGCCCCGCCGUCGUCUCGCCCCGCGAUGGGGGGGUGGUCGAGAGGACCGAAUUUCCCCGGUCAAGAUGAGGAGGAGGGCGGUGCUGGACCGGACGGGAGGCACCGCCAAAGACCAUGGACGCUGGGUCCGGUCCUUGCGUCGGGGGAAGGAGGACCGGCCAUUCGCCUUUUUCCAGCGGCUUCAGAAGAUCCGGGAGCAGCUCCGAGAGGCGAUCCCCGAAGGACGACCGAUUGGGGCCAGUACCGCCGGCCACUGGACCACGCAGCUGCGGGCACCCUCGUUGAGGACCACCUGGCCAUCCACCGCGAGAGGCAACCCGCACCGAGGGCGCCCGGACGGAGCGCACAGAGAGAAAAAAAAAAAGGAGAGAGCAGUACAUAUUCCCCGCCUUAAACCACAUGACUCGCCGUAUGUUCUUGCCCCGCAGGUCCGGACUGUUGUCCCCGGAACAUCUCCCGCGCAGACGGCCCCUCAAACGCUUGGGCAGGCGUGCUGGAGGCGUGGGCGGCCCGGUCGCACGCGUCAGGGACCUCAGCAGGUGGAAGUGGGGCGCGUGGCUGUGGCGGCCGGCCCUUUAGUGCCCUCCCCCGACCCGGGUGAGAGGGCGAUGGUGGAUUCGGGCUGUGGGCAUACUAUGAUCCACCAGAACCUGGUUCGACCCGAGGCUUUGAGGAAUGCAACACGGCUAAAAAUCAGGCUGACGCGUCGGGCAGAGGACUGGGAGCGGUUUUGUCCCAGCAGGUGGAGGGCGUCGACCGGCCCAUCCUUUACAUCAGCUGAAAGCUAUCCGAAAGGGAGGCGAGGUACAGCACAGUGGGGAGGGAGUGCCUCGCCAUCCGAUGGGCGGUCGGGGCCCUCCGAUACUACCUCCUGGGGCGCUCAUUCAGCCUCUGCUCGGACCACAAACCCCUCCAGUGGCUCCACCGCAUGAAGGAUGCCAACGCGCGGAUCACCCGGUGGUAUCUGGCUUUGCAACCCUACAACUUCAGAGUGAUCCACAGACCGGGUGCACAGAUGGCCGCGGCCGACUUCUUGUCCCGCUCUUUUCCUGUAGGGGUGUGGGGGAGUUGGGGCGGCCAGACGGCAUCCCGGCCUGAGUCUGGCGGUGGAGGUAUGUGGUGGGCGUGGCCUGCGCACCUGCAGGGAAGCGGGGUGUGGCAGGGCCGGCUUCGAGGUUGGCGACAGGUGAGCGGAUGACACAGCUGAAAGUGGUCAUCUAAUCACCUGUCGUUCUGUUAAAAGGCAGCAGUCUGAAAGGACAAGCGGUUGGAGUUGGAACAGACGGCAAAAGGGACAGAGACAAUUGCCGGGAAACACGCAAAAGACAUUGUGCUAAGGCAGA
Molecule: messenger RNA, 1629 nt
Organism: Nerophis ophidion (straightnose pipefish)
Lineage: Eukaryota; Metazoa; Chordata; Actinopteri; Syngnathiformes; Syngnathidae
Exons: 3
Coding region: 1-1218 (405 amino acids)
Source: RefSeq, a predicted model, not a curated record